Lolium perenne is the source of this 2006-nucleotide messenger RNA. RefSeq lists its product as uncharacterized. NCBI's taxonomy places the organism in Eukaryota, Viridiplantae, Streptophyta, Magnoliopsida, Poales, Poaceae. The record is from RefSeq and is a predicted model, not a curated record.
UUAUUCCAAAGACAGAGUUGUACUCGUGCGCGGCCGUCGGAAGGCAAGUAGGAAAUCGGAUGGAUCGGACGUCUGAUUCCCAGUGCUAAAUAAAAUCCCUGCUCCCACCGCUGUGCCUGCCGGUACUGUAAUCUCCAGCCCCUCGAUCUUCCCAUCGCGCUGCGGCUCCCCCUGUCGACGUCUACCUCGCUGGCGGCAUGAGCAGCGCGCUACCGCCGCCGCCAAAUUACCAAGAGCAAGAAGGAGAUUCUCGCGAGGACAAGAAGAGGAGAUUACAUCAAGGCCACGCUCGAGAAUCAACUAGCAGACAACCGGAUGAAGAUCUGGAAAACAUGUUCUCCUCGUUAACGAUUGAUAACAUACUCUCUCAAGGAACUUCAGGAGAUUGUUGCGAGAAUAGGAAGAGGAAAUGAUGCCAAGGAUCCGUUGGAGAUUCAACUAACCCAUCACCGGAUGAUAUAUUGGAAAACAUGUUCUCAGCGCUUGCGAUCCAAGAUUCCACAUUUAAUACUUCUGUUUCUAGUCGACCGAGGGAAAAGAGCUCUAUUCUUCUAUUCCGGGAGAACACUAUUUUCUCCGGGGAAAAUUCAGGUCGCGCCACUACCAUUGAGUGCAAUGAUCCAGACUCUAGGAGUUCGAGAUCAGACAAAUUCAUUGAUAGAGUAAAUGACCGGCUGCUGCGCCAUGUCGGAACCGGGGUUAAAGUUUUUGAGGUUCAUUUUGAUCUGAACUCCACCCAUGCUGCACACCUUGACAAAUGGGUCCAGUUUGCGUCAAAGUCAGAUGCAAAACUUGUGAGACUUCACUUGUGUAAAAAUGGAACACCUUGUUCUGGGCAUUCUGUGACUGCAAGUCGUUAUUACUUCCCUUUGCAUUGUUUCGGCGAUGGACAAGGAUCCUCUUUGUGGAAGCUAUCCCUGACGAACUGCAUACUCCGACCAUCGAUGCAUUCCAGUACCGUUUCCUCUCUCAAAAGCCUUGAUCUAAUGUGUGUCACAAUAGUUGAUUCUGAUAUCCAAAACAUUUUCUCUUGCUGCCCUCUUCUCCGCUAUUUGAGAUUGGGAAGGUGCCAUGAUUUGGUUAAUAUAAGGAUUUCCGUUGAAACACUGAUACAAUUGGAUAUAUAUAAUUGCAACAAGUUGGUGAGUAUUGAGAUUAAUUCCACCAGCCUAGCCUUCUUUGGCUAUGAUGGACAUGAGGUGCACAUCAAAUAUGCGAGUACACCCAAUAUGAGGACAAUAGUAACAAAGUUCCGGAACAAAAAUUGUUCUCUUUCGAAGCAUUUAAACGACAUGAAAAGGAUCAAGAGCGUCACCUUGACAUUUCUUUCACCAUGUGAGGAGCACGGUUUCAUUAUGUACGCGAAGAAAUUCUCUGUAUUAAAGUUUAUCAACUUGUUUAUUUUGCCAUCUUGGAAUAAUGUUCUUGCAGUAGCUUAUCUCCUUGAAGCAACUCCUUGUCUUAGAAGACUGCAUCUAGCAGCAUGCAGCGGACAACACCAUUAUGUGGACAACGACCAAGUUAGUUGGCCCAUGGGUUUUUCUCUUAAGAAGCUCCGUGUAAUUUUUGUAGAAGGUUUUGCUGCGCAAGCCCCGCUGAUUGAGCUUUUGGAAUGCCUGGUGCGUGCGGCCACUGAUUUGCUGCUUCUCAAGAUCGCUCUACAUCACCAUGUUUGCAAAACAAUGGGUAAAUGGGUCAGGAAGAACGUUGGUAACGAGAUGGCGAGGGAUCACGCGCGGAACGUUACGAGGGAGACCAUCGGCCCUAAACUCCCACCUUCUGUAAAGCUCCUCAUCGAAUGAUUCGAGUAAAGUGGGGUGUUAGGAUCUCAUGAUUGGGAGAAGGGCCUGCAGGACGAUGAUUUUCGUGUUCAUUUUUUGGCCUGGCUAUUGUCAUGUGCCGGCGAUGGUUGGAUUUAUUUUGAGGGAUCAUCUGUGUAGAUUGCAUGCCAUAGUGUAGGCUUAGAAAGCUCUGCUUUUUUCAGAAUGGACGAAGUAAGGAGAAAA